Suricata suricatta (meerkat) is the source of this 670-nucleotide messenger RNA. Its product is annotated as beta-lactoglobulin-3-like. The record is from RefSeq and is a predicted model, not a curated record. Lineage: Eukaryota; Metazoa; Chordata; Mammalia; Carnivora; Herpestidae. Gene Ontology annotation, molecular function: small molecule binding. The coding region runs from base 1 to 543 and encodes 180 amino acids. The transcript is spliced from 7 exons.
AUGCAGCGCCUCCUGCUCGCCCUGGGCCUGGCCCUGGUGUGUGGCGUCCAGGCCGCCACCGUCCUCCAGCCCGUGGAGGAGCUGAACCUGCAGAAGGUCGCUGGGACGUGGCACUCCGUGGCCAUGGCGGCCAGAGACAUCUCCCUCCUGGACUCGGAGACCGGGCCUCUGAGGGUGUACGUCCAGGAGCUGAGCCCCACCCCCGAGGGCAACCUGGAGGUCAUUCUGAGCAAACGGGAGGACGGCAGGUGUGUGCAGAAGAAGGUCAUGGCAGAAAAAACUGAGCUCCCUGCUGAGUUCAAGAUCAACAAUCUGGAUGAGACCCAGCUCUCCGUGCUGGACACCGACCACGAGAACUACCUGAUCUUCUGCAUGGAGAACACCGACGCCCCCGGGGAGCGCCUCGUGUGCCAGUGCCUGACCAGGACCCUGAAGGCCGACAAGAAGGUCUUGGAGAAAUUCAACAGAGCCCUCCAGACUCUGCCCGUGCACAUCUGGCUGGUCUUCGACCUGACCCAGGGGGCAGAACAGUGCCGCGUCUAGGUCAGCUCCUGCCCGACCCGCACCUGGGGACCCAGAGACGACGUGGGAGGAAUCAGGAGGGGCCGAACCCCUGUCCGGCUGGACCUGCUCCUCCAGCCCCGGCGCCCCGGGCCCAGCCCGGGUCUCC